Messenger RNA from Callithrix jacchus (white-tufted-ear marmoset), 2305 nucleotides. RefSeq names its product transcobalamin 2 (gene TCN2). Gene Ontology annotation, molecular function: cobalamin binding. Gene Ontology annotation, biological process: cobalamin transport. The record is from RefSeq and is a predicted model, not a curated record. Lineage: Eukaryota; Metazoa; Chordata; Mammalia; Primates; Cebidae.
ACCUCCCCGUUCUACUCCUAGUCCCGGGCUAGGCGGGUACUACCAGGGGCUCCUUCUGUAAGGAGUAUCAGGUGGGCACCCGGUCCUGCCGUUCCACCACUGGAACAGCGAAGGGGAGAGCAGCCAGGCAAGGUCGGACAGAGUUGGGAAGAUCAGACGUCAGCCCCACUGUGUUGGUCUGGGGCUCUUUAAGCAGGAACGUGGAUGGCCUCAAUAUGUCUCACAUGGUUCCACGGGUCCUCCUCCUCCCUUUGUCGCCUACCUCCAGGAAGGCUGCUCUGCCCUUCCUUCCUCUGUUCUUUGGCCUUCUCUUCGCCGCCACAACAGACCUUUUCCCCUUUCUCUCUGCUGACUUAGCAGCACAUUGCGAGUGAAGGAUUAAUCAGUGACAGGAACCUACCUACCUCUCUGGAAGCAGUGACCGGCUGUGGUCAGGAGAGACUCACCCACCUGCAGCUGCCAUGAGGCACCUUGGGGCCUUCCUCUUUCUUCUGGGGGUCCUGGGGGCCCUCACUGACAUCUGUGAAAUACCAGAAGUGGACAUCCAGCUGGUAGAGAAGUUGGGCCAGCGCCUCUUGCCUUGGAUGGACCGGCUUUCCCGGGAGCACCUGAAUCCCAGCGUCUAUGUGGGGCUGCGCCUCUCCAGUGUGCAGGUUGGGACCAAGGAGAAGCUCUACCUGCGCAGCCUCAAGCUUGAUUACCAGCAGUGCCUCCUACGGUCUGCCCUCAGCGAGAAUGACAGUGACUGCCAGGCCAAGCCUUCCAUGGGUCGGCUGUCCCUCUACUUGCUCGCUCUCAGAGCCAACUGUGAGUUUAUCAGGGGCCACAAGGGGGACAGGUUGAUCUCACAGCUCAAGCGGUUCCUGGAGGAUGAGAAGAGGGCCAUUGGGCACAAUCACAAGGGCCACCCCCACACUAGCUACUACCAGUACGGCCUGGGCAUUCUGGCCCUGUGUGUCCACCAGAAGCGGGUCCAUAACAACCUGGUGGGCAAACUCCUGUAUGCUGUGGAACACGACCGUCUCCACCAGAGCCACUUCUCUGUGGACACAGCAGCCAUGGCAGGCUUGGCAUUCACCUGUCUGAAGCGCUCAAACUUCAACCCUGAUCAGAGACACCGGAUCACCAUGGCCAUCAGGACAGUACAAGAGAAGAUCUUGAAGGCCCAAACCCCCGAGGGCUACUUUGGGAAUGUCUACAGUACCCCAUUGGCAUUACAGUUACUCAUGACCUCCCCCAUGUCCGGCGCAGAGCUGGGAACAGCAUGUCUCAAGGCAAAGGUUGCUUUGUUGGCCAGUCUGCAGGACGGAGCCUUCCAGAAUGCUGUCAUGAUUUCCCAGCUGCUGCCCGUGCUGAACCACAAGACCUACGUUGAUCUGAUCUCCCCAGACUGCCUGGCACCACGAGUCAUGUUGGAACCAGCCACUACGACCCUUCCUCAGAUCCAAGACCCUGAGACCAUCAAUGUCACACUUCAGGUGCUCAGCCUUUUGCAGCCGUACAGACAAGCCAUCCCUGUCCUUGCCGGCUCCUCCCUGGAAGAUGUCUUGAAGAAGGCCCAUAUGUUAGGAGGAUUCAUAUAUGAAAAACAGGCCUCCUUGUCAGGCCCCUACCUGACCUCUGUGAUGGGGAAAGAGGCCGGGAAAAGGGAGUUCUGGCAGCUCCUCCAAGCCCCCAACACCCCCCUGCAGCAAGGUAUUGCUGACUACAGACCCAAGGAUGGAGAAGCCAUUGAGCUGAGGCUGGUUAGCUGGUAGCCCCUGAACUCCCUCAUCCCGGCAUCCUCGCAUACUCCCUGGGCUUCUACCCUCCCUCCUGAUGUCCCUGGAACUGGCACUCGCCUGACCCUGCUGCCACCUCAUGUGCACUUGGAGCAAUGCCCCCCGGGACCACCCCAGCCACAACCCCUUUGAGGGUCCUAUACCAGGGCCCACCCUGGAACAGGGAGCCAAGCACCUGCCCUGGGAAGUCUUUCUGGCCACGUCUGGCCAGCCUGGCCCUGCAGGUCUCCCAGGAAGGCCACCCCAUGGUCUGACGGGCAUGAAGCAUCUCAGACUCCUUGGCAAAAGGAAAAGGAGUCUGCAGGCCACAGAUGUUGUGAGGGUCACUCAUUCUGGGGUUGGGGUCCUGCCAGAGGCCUCCUCAGCCCAGGGGCUAUGGCCCUGACCCCAGCUCUCCACUCCGCUGUUGGAGUGGCAGCUCCAAGCUGAUUGUGGCACAGUUGCUGGGGAGGCCUCAGCACAGCUGCUCAGUGCCCGCCUCUGAUGCAAUUAAAGCAUUGAUGGCCUGUGGGCCUGCUGCAGUG